Messenger RNA from Acanthaster planci (crown-of-thorns starfish), 4661 nucleotides. RefSeq names its product transmembrane protein 47-like. Gene Ontology annotation, biological process: cell-cell adhesion. Lineage: Eukaryota; Metazoa; Echinodermata; Asteroidea; Valvatida; Acanthasteridae. Gene Ontology annotation, cellular component: cell-cell junction; membrane. The record is from RefSeq and is a predicted model, not a curated record.
GCAAAAUUGUUUGCAUUGACCUAUUUGACCCCAGCUCAAAGACGUGAAUUUAGACGGAAAUUUGACAGCACACGGGAAUGGAAUGUUGUACAAAUUCAGCAAACAAGUAACUCCAUUUUCUCGAAAUUUACCUCGGCUUUCGCCUGACAGCUUCUGUUGCCGCCCAGAGAGGCAUGUGUGUGCCCCAUAGAAAGGACUGAUCGUGUUCACCGACUGGACUAAUCGCGAAAAUUCAACGCCUAGCCAUGGACGACUCGACGACGGUGGUGACAUCCUCGACGCAGGUCGUGCGUCCCUUCAAAGUCAUCGCUGUGAUUCUUAUAGUGAUUUGCGUGGCUGUUAUGAUCGCCGUUUUGGCAAACAAUACAUGGAUCACUGCGGCCGGUUUCCACCAGGGCUUGUGGAACGAAUGCUACAAUGGAACCCGGAUUAUUCCUACCCUUCCUUCUGGACUGCCAGCUACUCAGACGCCUUCGGACAUUAAAUGCCAAGGCGCACCUGUCAUAGGCUGGCUGUCAGCAUGCCAGGCGUUGACAAUAAUGGCCCUCCUUCUCACCGUCAUCGGCCUCGUCUUGGCAAUCAUUGCACUCUUCAAGGGGAAACGCUUUGCCAACUUGUACAAAAUUGCUGGCGUCCUGCAGUUUGUGGCCGCCGUCUUCAUGCUGGUCACCUUGGCCCUUUUCCCGGUCAUGUCAGUCCAGCAGGAGACCCUGCUAAACAGGAGCAACUGGGAGCUGGCCUGGGGCUACGGCCUGGGCUGGGGGGCAUUCCUCCUCCAAGUGGCGUCCGGAAUACUGCUCGUCUUUGCCCCUGACAAGCAGGAGAUCUAUUACAGCGAGAAGACGUACUACCAGUGAAAAGAGAAGAAAGUAUACCAUACUGAGAAGUUUGUAGUCUUUUAUCGAACCCCACCAAGGCUAAGAGUGUUAGAGUUAAGCAUUGGAUUUGGGCAGUUCACAACUUUUACAGUUUGCCAAGAGAUGGGAGUGCUUACAUGGAAGAUACAGGGCAGUGUUCAAUCUUUGCUUGUAAACGCAAAAAAAAAAGAUAAGCUUUGCUUGGUAGCCAUCUUGUAGGGCAGUUCCUUCAUUCCACAGUGAAACCGCCUUUGUGCAUACCCUUUUGAACAAAAAAAAGUCCUAUAAGAUGGCUGCCAUGCAAAGCCUCAGUUAGACCUCUCUUCCACUGGUUCCUUGACACUCAUGUAGUUUAAAUCUAAAAGUCUGGAAUCAGCAAAUUUCAAUAUUCUUUUCAGACACUCUUGAGGUUAGGUUUACUCUCAAAAAAGCAUGCCAUUUGUUCGGUGCAACUUUGGUGCUGUAAAUAGUUAAGCUGAGGGGAGUACUACCAUAUUCUACUGGGGCUUGAUUUCUACUGAAUACCACUGAUUCCAAUUGAUUUCCAUCGGAAGAUUGUGCCAUAGAUUUCCUAGGAUUUCCUGGGGUGCAGGAAAAUUCCUAACAGACCUAAGCAAUGGCUAAGGGUUUGGCUCAAAUGUACUCAAAUGUACCUCAGAGACACCUGUCGUGGGUCCUGCAUUCAGGUUAUUGGUGUACAUGUAGUUCCUACAUUGCUUGGAGAUACCUUUUAACCCCAACCCUAUAUAAUACUACAAAUUACUAGUUAUAGUACGAUGUCAUAUUCAGUCCUGUCCCUGGUAAGAGGACAUGACUUUAUUGUUCUGUGAAGCCAUAACAUACAGUAGAUAAGACAGUGUACCAUACAGUGCUGUGGCAAUACCGGUAUGAAUGCAUUGUAUUGUUCUCUGUACAAGUAACAAUGGAAGUAACCUAGCCAGAAGUAGUAAUCUGUGGCGCUAGGUCCUUCAGGCUCAGGCUAUUACUUAGUAUUUUGUAGUACUGUGUAGUGUAAGCCAAACAAUAUGCUUGGCAGUAAGGGUUAAAGAAGGCUAACAUAUUUCUUCAAGGUAUCAUCAAGCUUUGGCUUUUUGUUUGGUUUUUAAUAGAUGUAUCUUAAAAUGCCAUUUUAAUUUUUUUUUAUGCAGGAUGUAAAAUUGAACUGAAGGUAAUCAGAAGUGGCUUUUCAUUAUUUUUAAUUUUGAAAAUUUUUUGAUAACAUGACAACAACUCUCAGUAAAAGGUGGUUUUCCCAAAAGUUAGAAUUUGCAAUUCAGUUUAAAGGCACAGGAAACCUCUCCAGAUCUGUAUUCGUAGACAGCGAAUCUCUAGGAUUGGCGGGCUGAAGAGUCCCUUUGCAUUUACAAGUCGGUAAUUCCAAGCCCAAUGCACUUCUUCCUGUUGUUUUGUUUGUAUUCACAUUUCACAGCAGUUUCUUUUAGCAGGCAGUAAUGGCUUUGAUGUCCACCCCAUGCCAAAAAUAUUGGAAAAGGACGUAGACUCGUGCAUGGCAGUUGGUACCUUAGAACUCAGGAUUUCCUAAUGUGCACCCUUAGGGUGUGCGCGCGGUUUUGAUAGGUAAAACAGUGGAUAUAAAGAGUGAAAAAGGAAAAAGCCUACAAAGGAAAAUAGUAUUCCAAGCUAGAAAGUACUGUGGUUUUCAUAUUAAAAAUGCUUGUACCAAAGAUUUGCGUGCCUGUUAUUCGUAUGUGUUGGAAUUAACAAGUAAAAAUCACCUCAUUUAUGGCUAUGGUGCGCUUUGCUGUGAAAUAUACAAUUUUUAGCGGAAACUUUGAAGUGCAUUUAGAAAUUCAUUUAGACUACUGCAAGUGAUCUCAUUGGAGGACUUCAGGUCUGUGGUUUUGAAGUGAGAUGUUUAGAUUAUUUUUAUGGAGUUGUUAUAUUUUCAUGCCCAAGAUAUUUUGUAACUGUGGUCUCUUUUGAUGACUUUGUCUUCACAAAAAUGCUUUUGUUUUCAGGAUAUAUCUUUCCAUGUAAUGCAAAACCCCCAAAACUGUUGUGCUAAACAGUUCCUUCCAAAGCACAGGAGUUCUCUUUUUAUGAAUUGCGGGUACAAAAAGAAAUUUUUUUUCAUUCUUGGGGAAGACCCAUUUUUUAUUCAUUAUUAAGAGUUGAAUGGCCAAUAGUAAUCCUUUAACAAUACUUUGAUACGCUCCAAUUUUCAGUUUUGUCACUGUAGUCUACAAACAAGGCAAUAGAGGGUUUGCAUGGCUGCCAUCUUGCAGGCCAGUGCUUUUUGUCCCACCGGGUAUGCACAAAGGAGAUGUCCUUCUGGAACAAAAGAACUGCCUUGAAAGAUGGCUACCAUGCAAAGCCUCUAUAGAAAAGUUUGCAUCUGUGUAGCUGUUCAUUCAAUUUUUUUUAAUGCAUUGUAUUUGCUUGUAAAUUUGGAAACUGUUGAUACAUCUUUGUAAAUAUUUUGCUCUGUAGAUAGCUUCAGACACAAGGAUAGUUUUGGCCAUUUUUAAAGACUCAAUUUCCUGUCAUGGAAAUGUAAUUUCCCUUGUAAUUAGAUUAACUUUGAGUUGAUCAAAACUAGCUUUUGUUUGUUUUUUAUUGGCUCACGAUUUUGUUGGAGGUUAAAAUUUUCAUUUGCUUAAACACUUUUCAUAGUUUGUUACUUUUAUUUUUUUGAUCAGGUUUCAUUUGAUUUUAAAUUUAUUUUUUUUAAUUCAUACAUUUAAUCAUCAUUCAGAAAUACCAUAGUUAAGUCCUUUCUAUUGGCACAAUGAAGCACUAAUUGGCUGUGAUCACCUCUUGCAGUGUACACCACCUGUGCAUCAAUCUCAAUAUAAGGCUCUCCAUGCCUUACGUUUCGGAACGUCAUCAGCGUCUAUUCUCCUGACAGAAAUUUUCCUCAAUUUUGCUAUGUUCAGAACUGUCCGAAAUGAUUCAAAUGAAUCCACCCAAAAGAUUAAACCAAUAUUUCUGUUACUCAUAAAAUUACCGUCGCAUUUAACUGAGUUAAAAUGAAUUGAUUAGUUCAUUUAGUUCGUGUGAUGUUUUUUCAUCUUGGAAUGUGCCUUAUAAUAGUCUCUCACCAGCAAGAGGAACUAACCUCUAAGCUUGAAGUGAAUAUUAACAUUCUCUUAAAAGUCCAUGAAAUGAAGGUCCGUUACAUUAAACGUUGCAUUUUAAAAGUGCUGUCACAUGUGUAAUACUUGUCAGUGAUUUACUCAUAUUAGAAUCUGGUGAGAACUUGUAAUAAAUCAGAAGUUGGUGUUUGCUUAACUUAGAGAAUUUAUGAAAUAAAAACAGUACAGCCAGGCUUAGUUAAGACAGUUUGGAGAAAGUGUAAUUUGUGAAUAGAUUUAAUCUGACUACAUUUUAAAGGUCUUUUUAAGUACAGUCAUGAUAUGUGUUCUUUUUUCUUAAAUUGAAAUAAGACUAAGUGAAAAAGUUGAUUUAAAUAUAGUACCAGUUUCCUUUAAGUGUAGCUUUAAGGAGCGAGCGAGUGUGUUAGCAAAUACAAUGAAAAUUUGACUUUCCAACUCUAGUUAUUCCACGCUAAGCUAUUCAGUACAGAUUUGGUCUGGUUUAAAAAGAAAUCUGUCCUCAGACAUCAUUCUUUUGAUUUAAUUUCGAAACUUUGCCAUCACUCUACAAAUCAUAUAGCUUUGCAUUUAACAGGUGUUCAGAUUGUGUCUAAUUUAAAUCUGAAAGUUCGGAAUCGUUGCCCAAUUUUUACUAAGAAUUAAGUGCUAGCAUAAGCUGAAAUGCACAAAAAAGGAACAUGAUUACAGCUCAAUAUGCCAUUUGAAUAAAAUCAUGUUUGGAAAUCUC